Molecule: messenger RNA, 715 nt
Organism: Dimorphilus gyrociliatus
Lineage: Eukaryota; Metazoa; Annelida; Polychaeta; Dinophilidae
Source: the annotation of a GenBank genome assembly
AUGGCGCGAUCAAAACAAUAUGGCGUCCGAUGUCACGUUGCUGGCAAUGAAUUUUAUUCGAAUUUUCGUUAUUUAUACAUUUGCAACUUUUAUUGUUUUUUGUCGUAAGUAAUCCAUUUAAUUUACUUUGGGUAUGUCAUACUUAUGGCUUUAUUAUUUUACGAUGAUAGACACAGGAGGUGAUUUACACCUAGAAUCUGUUUCAACUGGUGAUACCAGUGCUGGAACUGUAAAUUAUUAUUUUGAAUUGACUGAUCCUCCAGAAAUAGGAUAUAUGUAUAAGAUUAGACAAGCAAGGGACUUUGGAGCCUCAUUAAAUGAAACUUUAUUAAAUGUUGAGCUAAUACCUUCAAACCCUAUCCACGGCUGUUCCAAGUUGGAAAAUGUGCGCUAUGUAAAAAAAAAUAUAGCUUUAGUGGAAAGAGGAGGUUGCUCGUUUCUCUCAAAAACUAUUAACGCUGAGAUGGCUGGAGCUGUUGCAGUAAUUAUUAUGGAUAAUGACCAUUCGAACUACGAUCGUUUUAUUGAUAUGAUUCAAGAUGAGACUAACCGCAGAACUAUGCUUCCGGCAUACUUUCUAUUAGGAAAAGAUGGGAUUAUUAUUAGAAGAACGUUAGAACAAAAGCAUUUACACGGUGCUUUGAUCAACAUUCCGUUAAAUCUUUCAUUAGUGCCUUUGCAUAAACGGAGGCUUCCACCAUGGACUAUAUGGUGA